AUCCGGUCCACCACAUGUCUCGUUAGAUGUAACUGCGCUAAAUAUGGCUAACGAUUUGUGCCGAAUAUGUACAGAAUCAGGCCGAUUCUUGUUCUCACUCUUUGGAACGAAAAGUACAGCGUGUUUUGUAGAACUAAUUCAUCAGAUGACGGGAAUUAUGGUUACACCAGAUGAUCACUUACCGAAAUCAAUUUGCAGUAAAUGUUUCAAAGAUCUCGAGACUUCCAAGAAUCUCAUCGAACGAUGCAAAAAAUCGAAUGAUUUUUUGAAAAAUCAGUUUUUACAUAGUGAAGCUGGAUCUUCACAAAAAAUGCAUGAAGGCAAAAGCACACAAGAAAGCGAUGAACCACAAAACGUCCAUUUGGUAGAAGUUUUUGAUGAGGAGUGUAACUUGGAACUGGAAACAACCGGAGCUGAGUUAGAAGUAAUCAACGUAGAUGAUUUAAUUGUAGAAUCCGUUGAGUUCGAUCCUAUUGAAGUCGACACUGAAACUGUUGAAAAUGAUCAACAACCUGCUUAUGGCGAACCAACGUAUUUGAAUGAGUUGAUCGUUAGCGAUCUGACUGCUCAAGUAGCAGAAGAUCACGAACCCAAUUACACGCAAUGUUGCGGAUGCAUCCAACAUUUUUCCUGUCAUGAAAAACUGCAGGAGCAUUCAAAAGUUUGUCACCUGGCAGACAAAGCGAUAUGUGGUCCAGUUCCUGAGAAUCUCAUUGAGUGUAGCAUUUGUUACAAAAUGUUUUCUGGUGUUUCUUAUGUUGACGCUAUGCAUAGAAUUAAUGCUUUCAAAAAUCGAAUCGUGUCUGUAGGUUUUCCAGAAGUAGUACAAUGUUGCUCAUGCGAUUUUAAAACAACUAAAAGAGAAGAAAUGCUACAACAUUCAAAGCACCACGCAGAUAAACGUGCCGGACAUGAUCCUUCCAAACCUUUCGAGUGCCAAUUUUGUUUUAAACGAUACAAAGAAAAACAAUCGCUUAGUUUUCAUCAGAAAUUUAGUUACAGCUACAAAAAACAGCUAAUUGCAAAAAGACGUGGAUGUAGAGCACUGAAAAAACGAACUUCAAUCGAAAGUCAAACUAGCAGUAGGAAAUGUUGCGGUUGCUCUGCGGAAUUUCGUUCGUUGGAUUCGCUCAAGCAGCAUUCUCGGAUGCACCAUGAACUGUACCGUAGUAAGGCAGAUGCGGACCAGUUUGAAUGUGAAAUUUGCUUUAAAAAGUUUCCAACUUUAAUCAGACUGGAACAGCACCGAUUAGUGCCUUACAUGCGCAAGUACAAAUGUGACAACUGCGAUAAAUUGUUUCUCACUUCAAAUCUCCUCGAAAAACAUAUGCGAUAUCACAAAGCUUUGAAAAAGAAUCCGUCAGUUCAGGUUUGCUACGAAAAAAGCGCUCAAUGCGAGGAGUGCGGAAAAACGUUUAAAAACAGGUUUUGCCUUAAAUCUCAUCAGGAUUCCUGCCAUUCACAUGAGAAACCGUUUAGUUGCAGUUUAUGUUCCAAGGCGUUCAAGCGAAAACACACCCUGCAAAAUCAUCUGCGUGUACACACCAAAGAGCAGCCAUACUCCUGUUCGUACUGCCCACGAACUUUCACCCAGCUGACGGAUAAAAAUCGUCACGAAACUACUAUCCAUAAGCUUGAAUUUCCGCUUCGCUGUUCGAUGUGCAGCAAGGGGUUCCCUGCUGGAAGGCGCCAGCAGUUGGAACGCCACGAAGAACUCCAUCAGCACGGUGAGGAGUAUCCGCUCGCAUGCCAGUUCUGCGAUAGAACGUUCACGCGGCUGGAUCAACGCAACCGACAUCAGGCUCGUCAUGUAGCAGAACGGGAAAAGGUGGUCAACUCAGUUUGAACUGAGACCAGCUAAAACCAGCCAAAAUAAAAUCACGAAGAGUCGAAUCUCGACUGGGAGAGAUUGUUAGAGUCAAAAGGUUCGUAGCUUAGCUAGCGCUAACCCCGCAAUUGUCUUGUACACUAACAGUUGACUGCGAAGUUUGUCGAACAUUUAGACAAACAAAUUAGACCAAAUUCCCCGGACUUUGCUUUUUAAAAUACUAAGGACAAUAUUGUCACAUAAAGCGAUAACAUAUUACUAAAUAUUUCUAUAAUUUAAUUUAGGAUAUUCAAAUCAAAUCGUCAAACUCAUCAAUUAAGUAUGCCGUUAAAAUUAGCAAAAGAGGACGGCAUAACUCCAUGCUAGUGACAAAUUUUAUUUGAUGCUUCAUGAUAGUUUCAAUAUACUAAAAUUGAAGCGUUGAUACUGUUUCUUCCAUUAGAACAAUAAAUAU
Sabethes cyaneus is the source of this 2282-nucleotide messenger RNA. Its product is annotated as zinc finger protein 808-like. The transcript has 3 exons. The record is from RefSeq and is a predicted model, not a curated record. Gene Ontology annotation, biological process: regulation of DNA-templated transcription. Lineage: Eukaryota; Metazoa; Arthropoda; Insecta; Diptera; Culicidae. Gene Ontology annotation, molecular function: DNA-binding transcription factor activity, RNA polymerase II-specific; RNA polymerase II cis-regulatory region sequence-specific DNA binding; zinc ion binding. Gene Ontology annotation, cellular component: nucleus. The coding region runs from base 44 to 1846 and encodes 600 amino acids.